Bactrocera tryoni is the source of this 3043-nucleotide messenger RNA. RefSeq lists its product as uncharacterized. The record is from RefSeq and is a predicted model, not a curated record. Bases 921 to 2216 code for a protein of 431 amino acids. NCBI's taxonomy places the organism in Eukaryota, Metazoa, Arthropoda, Insecta, Diptera, Tephritidae. Gene Ontology annotation, biological process: regulation of DNA-templated transcription. The transcript is spliced from 6 exons. Gene Ontology annotation, molecular function: protein binding.
GCUCCACACAGGCAACAACAAGAUCAGAAGCAAAACGACUUAGCUUAUGACUAGCAAUUAACGCUGUAGACCCCGCAACAAACAAAUACUAACAGUGGGUGACAACUGAGGAAAACAAUAACCAAAAAAUCCGAAAACCGAAAACCGAAAAUAUACGUAAACAAAAUUUGAACAAAUAACUUGUUGAUAACUAACUGUAGACGCUUGCGGCCGCGCAGUGGUAAACGCAAAUAUAUCGAUUGCGAAUGCGAAAAUAUUUCUUAUAAUUGGAAAAAUACUGGAAAAUUUUGCAGCUGUCUCAAAAAAAAAUUCAGCACAGUGUUUGUGAAAAAGUGAGUGUGAGUGAUUUUUGUAAAAAAUUACGAAAGCAACAAUAAAGCUGAAAGCAAAGUGCUGGCCAAACUAUAACUGAAACUUGGAACCCAUAGUGAACUAAGACAAAUUUCGUACUCAAAACUGUCGCCAUUUAGACACGCAAAGUGACCACAGUAAUAAAAUUAGACUGUCAGCGUGCUCCACAGUGGACGUAAGUCAACAAAUUUGAGACACAACAAAACCGAAAAACCAAGUUUUAGGCUGCAAUAUUUUUCUACGAGCAAUUUCGCAAAAUUAUCGAAAUUGGCUAAGUGCGAAGUGCGCUAAAUACAAAAUUUAACAAUAUAAUUGGCGGAAACUCAAAAUCAGAAGUACACUCAAACAUUUUUGCAAAAAAACGCAAAAGUUCUGUGAGCAUAUGUUAUAUACAUACAUUUAUUAAACGGCUUAGCUAAGCGUUACAAGCGCACAAAGCUACAAACAGCACAAAAUAUUUUGUGAUUUAAUUUAAUCUCUCGAAAGACUGAAAAGCUACGGCUUUCACAAACGGCCACAAAAUACUGCCACCACGCAAACGUAGUUCACAACAACAAAGUGUUAACAAAAUGAUUUCGCGUCGAAAAAUUAUAUCGCGUUCCCUCGACAAUCUAGACAUGAUACCAAAUAUCGAAGAGGAAGAGGAUAUAUGGUAUAACAAGGAGAAACUCUUUAGGGACCACAUCAACGAAGUGCUCAGCAAAUGGGAACAAAUCGAUGAUGAGAUUUGGGCGAAGGUAAUAGUAUUCGAAAAGAAUCGACGAGUGGCCAAAGCUUAUGCCAGAUCUUCGGUUAUCACCAUAAACGGAGGGAAAAACGGCUUUGACGGUGUGAGAAUUGGUUUGAGUGGUUUUGAAAACCCUAUGCGUGAUGCGGAUACGAAACUUGUCAAAAAGUCUGUUGGUGAAGGUUUCAAAAUUAAAAUGGAUGAUAUUGGAAACAUACUAAUCAAACGUUAUGGCAAGAGUAAUGUCUUUGUACACAACACCUCAAUGGUCAAUGAGGAGACGGUCAUUGGUGGCGAUAUACUUCAAAUGCCUAACAUGGGCCUGACGCCAGGCACAUCUGCGAAGCUGUUUGACAUGCGUAAAUAUACGACUAACAUAAAUCGAGAGUUCUCACGUUCAUAUCCAGAGAGCAGACGUCUGGAACGUCAAUGCUUGUCGGCCAUAUCGUUAGUCAAAUCGAAUAAUAAUCUAAUCAAUAAUCCGCUUUGGAUUCUGGUCAUAAAUAUAGUCGCAAUUGAUAUGCUAAAGAAUCGCCUACAAGCACUCCCUAAAUCGGUGGAUGCGGUGGGUUCGCGUGUGCCAAUAGCGGGAAGUGAAGAUCCGUAUUCGACCAUUGAGAGUCAGGUCGGCCUUAUUUAUCCCACGCCUGCUGCCUCCGAUGACUCAAAUAAUUCAAAUAAUUCGAAUAACUCAAGCCAAUCGAGCAAAGGACGCCGCAGUGUUUACAAUACAGGAUUCCUUGAUGACAGUCCAUAUGUGCCAAAGCCCGAUUAUGAAGUCUACAACCAAUCAGUGCCAAUGCUCUCGUCGAAGCAGAAGAGCAAAUGUGAAUUACGUAAAAAACAAGAUGAUCCUUACUACUGCGGCUUACUUGCCCGCAUACCGAAUUUCAUUAAAUCUUCAAAAAAGACGCCCAAUAAGAAGGAGGCGAAAAUAUCGCGGAAAAUUUCAGCUUCGCAACAACAAAUUGUCGAACCACAGCCAGCACAGCCGCUGCCCAUUGCCACAUUCCACCAGUAUCCGGCUCACCAGCCACCAUAUUACCCAUACAAACUACUGCAUGCGCGACAUCAUAGACUCUCCCAAUCGCAGCUGUCAUUGUGGGAUGCGCGCAGCCUGAUUAGCGCACAUGAAUAGUAGUGGUGAGGUGGCUCGACACGGACGCAUGGGAUUAUGGCAAAUAAAACUAAGCAGUGUGCGUCGUUACAGCGUUAAUCAAAGGCAUUUCUUGUAAAGAUGCAUGUGAUUUCUUCCUUUAUCAAUAAACUUAAGUGAAUAUGUAGUUGUAGUAAUAAAAUAUCACUUUCUGCGCCAGAACGUUGAUGCAAGCCGUGAAUUAAAAACGGUGAUUACGAAGUGAUUACUUAUUUGCAGUCCAUUAUUUUGCUUGUAUGAAUGUGCAUAUGUCUGCAUACACGCAAUAUUAGUAAAUAUUACAAUUUUAGUUAUUUAUAAGAAACAUUUUAGUGAACUUGCUUCGUGUAAGUGUAGCACUAUUGCGAUAUUGCCAUAAUUGUUUGAUUUUUUGUAGCCGCUGACAUAUCAAACCUACUUAGAUGCAUACAAAUAGCAUAUGUAUGGUAUGUGCACAUAAAUAGUUUUUUCUAAAAUGAAGACUGAAAUAUGUCCUAGAAAUAUUCACACUAUAAAUAUUACGCAAAAAUCACUUUUUUACGUAUGAAACAAAUUAAUAAUUACAUAAUGAAAUUUAAAAUCUUCGUAAUCAGAAAAUUAUUUAAGAUAAGUGUGUGAAAAUCUAUCAAAGUAAUGAAUAUUUAUGUUUAAGUUAAGUUUACGCUCGUAGUAUAACAUUUAAGUAUAGCACAUACUAGAUGGCAUACUUAUGAAUAAGUACUUAAAUGCCUAAAAAAUGUCAUUUUAAGUGUACGUGGUAAUUUGAUUUUAAUUGGAUUGUAUAUAUGGAUUAUUCCAAUGAUUUUAAAUUUAUAUUUCAAACAAUUUGA